Diplodia corticola is the source of this 1134-nucleotide messenger RNA. Its product is annotated as leucyl aminopeptidase. Gene Ontology annotation, molecular function: metalloexopeptidase activity. The record is from RefSeq and is a predicted model, not a curated record. NCBI's taxonomy places the organism in Eukaryota, Fungi, Ascomycota, Dothideomycetes, Botryosphaeriales, Botryosphaeriaceae. The coding region runs from base 1 to 1134 and encodes 377 amino acids. The transcript has 3 exons. Gene Ontology annotation, biological process: proteolysis.
AUGAAGGUUUCCACUCUGUUUGCCAUCGCCGCGGCUGCGGCCGUUUCUGCGGCUCCGCUCGCCCCGCGUGCCGACGAGGUCGCCGAGCCUGAGAAGUUCCUGCUCAAGCUGAGCGACUCGGAAGAGAAAUGGGUUACCGAGGACGAGAAGUGGGAGCUGAGGAAGGCUGGCGUCAACUUUUUUGACAAGACCUGGACCCAGGCUGCAAAGACCGAGUCCAAGGCCAAGCGUCAGGCCGUCAGCUACCCUACCACAGCCAAGUUCACUUCUGCUGUCAACACUCUGAUCAGCAGCCUCUCGACGUCAAACAUGCAGACGAACAUGCAGGGGCUUACUGGGUUCACCAACCGUUACUACAGGUCCUCGACUGGCUCUCAGGCUGCUACUUGGCUCAAGAACCGCGUCCAAAGCACCAUCGAUGCUGCUGGUGGCGGCGGCACCGUCGAGUUCUUCACCCACUCCUGGUCGCAGAGCAGCAUCAUCGCCAAGGUUCCUGGCAAGAGUGAGGCGACCAUUGUCGUUGGCAGCCACUUCGACAGCAUCAACUUGAACAACCCGAGCAGCGGCAGUGCGCCCGGCGCCGACGACGACGGCAGCGGCUGCGUGGCCAACCUCGAGAUCCUCAAGGCCUACCUCGCGAGCAGCGCGGUCAGGAACGGCGAGGCCGAGAACACGGUCGAGUUCCACUGGUACUCGGGCGAGGAGGGCGGUCUGCUCGGCUCGCAGGCCGUCUUCGAAUCGUAUGCCAGCGACGGCCGCAACGUCAUUGCCAUGCUCAACUUCGACAUGACGGGCUACACUGCGGGCAUGACCAAUGCUGGCGUGGCCAAGUCGCUGGCGGUUGUUACCGACUACGUCAACACGGCGCUCAGCAACUUCGCCCGCUUGAUGAUCAGGACGUACACCACUCUGCCCAUCUCCACCAGCACCUGCGGCUACGCUUGCUCCGAUCAUGCCUCGGCGACCGAUGCCGGCUUCCCUUCGGCGUACAUCUUCGAGAGCCCUGACGAGUACUCGUCUCCGCACAUCCAUACCACCCAGGACACCAUCAGCACUGUCGACUUUGGCCACGUUCUCAAUCACGCAAAGGCUGGUCUCGGCUUCGUCUACGAGCUUGCCUUUAGCAGCUUCUAG